Messenger RNA from Bemisia tabaci, 2376 nucleotides. The record is from RefSeq and is a predicted model, not a curated record. Lineage: Eukaryota; Metazoa; Arthropoda; Insecta; Hemiptera; Aleyrodidae.
CAGGGUCGGUGUGUGGAAAAGGGCGAGGAGGUGCACGGCGCAGCGGGCCCGCGGUACCGUCGGCCACGGCGAGGUUCAGUUCACCCUUUCCGCGCUUCUCCGGCCCACGUGGCCCGCGCUCACGCCGUUACGUCGCCGAGGACGUCGAAUCUUCCGCCGGAAGUUCGGGAGCCGGAACCGGAAACGCGUCGUCGAACCGGAGAAACGCCACCGCGGUCGAACCGGUGCGCGGCGUGUGUGUGUGCGUCAGUGCGUUUCCGUUGGUGUUCGAUUUGGAUUCGAAAAAUUCAACUUCUGAGAGGUGAUUGUUCCAUCAGUUUCAAUCCUGAUUCGAAAAAUGCGCGGGCUGAUUCGCGAGUGUAAACCCAUCGGAGGAUCCUACGGUAUCCGAGUUGAAACCGGUGAUGCGACAUGACGAUACGCUAGUGACGCAAUCGGAACCACGUGUCAGUGCGGGAAGACGGAUGAAAAUGUGACUGGUUCGAUCAACCGUACGAGGAUCAUGAUAGUCCUUCGCUGGAUCACAACGGUUUUCUCAACUUUACUACUUCUACUUUUGCGUGUCGACUUCACCUCGAACGUGCCGAUCCCGUCCACUCCGCUUCUAGAUAAAUCGUACUGGUACGAGGAAGCGCGGCUGGCAAUGAAACUGCGACUGGGAGACCACCGCGACACCCGUCGCGAGCGGGCCAAGAACGUGGUGCUCCUCGUUGCGGACGGCGCCGGGUUGCCUACCUUCACGGCGACGCGCAUCUUCAAAGGCCAGCGACAGGGCAAGCAGGGCGAGAACACCGAAUUGGCCUGGGACAAGUUCCCCGCCGUCGCUCUAGUCAAGACGUACAACCUGGACGCGCAGAUAGGAGAGUCGUCUGCAUGCGCCACCGCGCUGAUGUGCGGCGUCAAAGCAAACUUCGAGACGGUCGGAUUAGACGCCGGGGGCAAGUUCGAGAACUGUUUCUCGACCACACCUUCCAAAGUGGAUUCUUUGAUCAACUGGGCGCAGCAAGAAGGGAAAUCCACUGGGAUUGUGACGAACACGCGGAUAACGCACGCGACGCCGGCGGCGCUGUACGCCCACUCGGCGUCCCGCUACUGGGAGGACGACGCCAAGAUCCCGCCGGCCUCCCGCAAGUCCUGCAAGGACAUCGCCCGCCAACUCGUCGAGGACGAGCCUGGCAGGAACAUAAACGUGGUGUUGGGCGGCGGACGGCGGCACUGGCUGCCCAAGGUGGCGACGGACCCUCAGUCGACCAAGGACGAGGGCCGACGUUUGGACGGGCGGAAUCUCAUGGAGGACUGGCUCCGGGAUCGCAAACGAAGGGGCAUUCCCGCCGAGUACGUCUGGAACAAAACUCAGCUCGACAACGUCAGCCCUCUGCACACCGACCACUUACUAGGCCUUUUCGCGUAUUCUCACAUGAACUUCGAGGCAGAUCGUGACAAGGGCCCAGACGGCGACCCUUCUUUGACGGACAUGACGCUCAAGGCAGUUUCGAUUUUGUCACGAAACCCCAGGGGAUUUUUCCUCUUCAUUGAGAGCGGUCGGAUAGACCACGCUCACCACUACAACAACGCGUACAGAGCCUUGGACGAGACGCUGCAACUGGAGACGGCGUUGCUGGCGGUCAUGUCUCUUGUCAAUCAGACGGAGACGCUGUUCGUAGUCACGUCGGACCACUCGCACGUCAUGACACUUGGAGGCCUUUCCACAUCCCGGGGCAACCCCAUCCUCGGCGUGGACAGUAAGGUGUCGGACGUGGACGGUCUGCCGUACACGACGCUGCUCUACGGCAACGGGCCGGGGCACCAGUCGCCGCGGAUCCUCCCGUCGAACGCCACCGUCGGCGACCCCAACAUCGUCCAGAGCGCGGCCGUCCCGCGGCGCUGGGCCACCCACGGCGGCGAGGACGUCCCGCUCUUCGCCAAGGGCCCGCUCGCCGCCGCCCUCUUCUCCGGCACCCUCGACCAGAGCUACAUCCCGCACGCCGUCGCCUUCGCCGCCUGCCUCGGCCACCACCGCCGCCGGUGCCAGGCCCCCGCCUCCCCUCCCGGCCACGCCCCCAACCAGACCGCCACCACCGUCUCCUACUCGCAGCCUAUACAGGCGUGCGCACCUCCCGAUCCAAGCAGUGCCUCAGAACCCGGCCACAGCAAGGCCGGAGCCGCGAAAGUGUUGGCCAGCAGCGAGCUGAGCGAAAACCACGCCUCCAUCCACCAAACACUCAUCAAAAACAUAACCCUGUACUUAUUAAUACUAACCUAUUUGCACAAUGCCAUCACGUAACGAAAGCCCAAGAACUUAGCAUAAAAUUGUACAUGUUGUGAAUUGUUUAUAAGAAUUACUUUAAUAAAGAUGUAAAUGAUUUUUCUAGUUAA